Molecule: messenger RNA, 819 nt
Organism: Eucalyptus grandis
Lineage: Eukaryota; Viridiplantae; Streptophyta; Magnoliopsida; Myrtales; Myrtaceae
Product: EPIDERMAL PATTERNING FACTOR-like protein 8
Exons: 2
Coding region: 97-441 (114 amino acids)
Biological process (GO): guard cell differentiation; stomatal complex development
Source: RefSeq, a predicted model, not a curated record
UAACUCAAGCAGCGACUUCAUUAACACUAUUGUCCCCUCCCAACAAGCAAAGUUGCAGAGAGAAGCGAAGUAUCUGGUCUGGUGGGCGUCCGUCAAAUGGUCUCUCGAGCGAUGGCUUCUUUAAGUGACUCUCUAUACCACCACAGGGGGCUAAAAGCCGCUGUGAUCCUUGCUUGUUUCCUGCUCUGUUUCACUCCCAUAACAGUGGGAGAAGGGACUAAAGUUUUGAAGAACAGAAGAGAGAUGGUGGGUUCAAGGCCGCCGAUAUGCGUCAACAGGUGCUUGAGUUGCAGGCCAUGCAUGGCCACUCUGGUGAUUCAUCCUCCUGCAGGACGAGGUGGAGGAGCAGGAGAUGCUAGGGCUUCAAGCCACGAGGGAAGUGAUAGCUACUACCUCCUCGCUUGGAAGUGCAAAUGUGGCAACAAGCUUUAUCAACCUUGACACGUUAAAUCAAACCCUAUGUAAUUUUCCUCAUGUACUAAGUUAAGUGACAUCAUAGUAUCUUCAUAUGGAUGUCCAUCGAUUCGCUUGUAUAGAAAUCUAGCUAAAGAGCAUCUAAAUGGUCAGGGUCCCUCUGCUCUCUUCCUGUAAUUGCAGUGAUGGAUGGGAUCUGUUCAUUUUAAGGGAAGACAUGUGGUCUCACUUGCCUAUGUCUUUUGUUUUGAGUUUUGGGUCAUUCUUCUUUCUUAGCUUUUGUUUCUGUCCUUCUCCUCCUCGUUUCCUAAUUUAUCAUUUUGGGGGUUCAAGUUUGCUUGUGUUUGUGGAAGAUGAGUUCUUUUGCAAGUAUUUUAAUGGAGUUACUUUGUGGAAGAAUUUUGA